Molecule: messenger RNA, 4739 nt
Organism: Mycena citricolor
Lineage: Eukaryota; Fungi; Basidiomycota; Agaricomycetes; Agaricales; Mycenaceae
Source: the annotation of a GenBank genome assembly
CAAGCUCGGGCCCUUGUCCUGUUCUUCAUCCUUGCUCCCCUCCGUCAUCCACGUCGGAAGGUCGGACCAGCAAUUCAGAUACCCAGAAGAGAAGAGACGUCGAAAUAUCCCUCGGGCUGUCUGCUCUCCCUAAACGACUUGGAAUCCUCAGUUCGGUUUCACCCCCUCACGAAAAACUGCUUCACUUUCGCAUUCUUCCUGAAGCCACUUACCAUCCAUGGCUUAUUCGCAACCCUUCCCUCUCGCAAAGCAGCCUGGCCAGCAGGAACUACCUCCCACGUUCCGGCCGGACCUGAACGUUCGGCUCAUCUGCCCCGACUGCAAAGACCCGAACCCCCAAAUUGCCGAAGAGUUCAGCAGCGGAGAUUUGGUGUGCGCGUCGUGUGGAUUGGUGCUGGGUGACAGGAUUGUGGAUACCCGGAGUGAAUGGCGGACCUUCGCGAACGACGAGGGUGACGACCCGUCGCGUGUGGGUGCCGCAUCGGAUCCGCUGCUCGGCGAAGAUCUGGACACGAUGGUCAGUUUUCGGGACGGCGGGUCGGGUCUGGCGAAGGAGCUGCAGCGGGCGGCUUCGCGUGCCCAGAGUGCUCGCUCGGAGCGCAGCGUGCUCACCGCAUUCCGGCAAAUUGCCACCUGGUGCGACCAGUUCUCGCUCCCCAAAACCAUCAGCGACAUCGCCAAGCAGCUAUACAAGCGCUCUGAUGACGAGAAGCUGUUGCGCGGGAAACCGGUGGAUGCCGUCGUCGCCGCAUGCAUAUUCCUCGCCUGUCGGCAAGCCCGUGUGUCUCGCGCAUUUCGUGAGAUCUGCGAGAUGACCAAGGUGUCGAAGAAGCUGCUAGGGCAGUGCUGCAAAGCGAUCCAAAAGACUCUGGACUUGAACAACGGGUCCACGACGUCGACGACACAGGCUGGCGCGGAGACGCUGCUAGCGCGGUACUGCAAUCAUCUGGACCUGCCGCCGAACGUGCAAUCGGUCUGUUCGGACAUCAUCGUCACCGCACGCAAGUACGGCAUUGCAGAGGGCAGGAGUCCGCUGUCCAUCGCGAGCGGCGCACUGUAUUUCACGUGCGCUCUUAUGGGCAAGAACAAAUCGAUCCGUGAGAUUGCUGAGGUGACCAAGGCCGGAGAGAACACGAUCAAGGUUGUGUAUCGGUUGUACUGGUCAGACAGGAAGAAGCUGGUGAAGAAGGCAUGGAUCGACGAGGGAAGGGUAAAUCUGAAUAAUCUACCAGAUACGGCUUCUCAUGGAGCGGUUGUCCGAGCUCUCCUUCGUCCUCGACGUCAUCCCAGAACCUCGACCUUCAGUUUAUAUGUUCUGUCAGCAACGGACGCCAUCUGCGCUUCGUAUCGAUCUAUGCCUGCGAUAACUCUUCCCGUGGAACUCUAUGCUUCGAUUGCCGAACAAAUCCCGCAAGACGACCGGCAGUCUCUCCUAGCUCUAACGCGAGCGCUCCCCCACCACCCCAUCUCCAUCAAGCCGCUGUUCGAGCGCAUCGUGUUCACGCGUGCAGAACAGGCUGUACUGUUCACGCUGCGGCUGCUCAAGCCGGACGGGGCAAGGGUCGCCGGACACGUGGAGGAGUUCCGCCUCGAGGACCAGUGGACCGUGGAUGCAGAGAUCGUGCUGAAUAUCCUCAGCAAGCUGCCGCGGCUGCGCUCGCUUGUGCUGUGCAUCGGUACGAACUUCUCUCCCGAGCAUCUGAGGAGCGUGCUCGAAAGGCCUCGACCGGAGCUGACCAACCUCUCCCUGAUCUUCAGGCCAUACGUCCAGAAAGCGACUUAUCAGCAGUUUUUGAGUGGCUCGUAUUUCGACCCUGUCUUGGAAUGCCUCGCGCAAUGGCCAGCGUCGAAUCUCCCUACUCUGUCCAUCAUUCAGCAACCCAUGGAUCCUUCUCAGGCGCCAAAGGUCUCCUUCGCACAGCCGAUCGUGUUCUUCCGUCUGGAUCUGCAUCUGGCGAAUCUGGCGCGGUCAGCGUAUCUUUCCACUCUCAAAUCAUUCCGUCUUCGUAUUCCAGCGAGGCCUGUUGCCGGGCCGCUGACUACGCAUUACCGGUCGCUGCCGUCCGUCGAGCUGCUUGACCUCUCGACAUGCAAUGUCUUUGGCUCUGAUCUGACCGAGACGAUCUUUCCGCGGCUGCCGAGACUGGCCCACCUGAUCCUGGACAAGACGACUCUGCUGCGCGGCGACUUCCACUCGGAGGAUUGGGCUGUCCUGGGCAAGGGAUUCGCGCUGUCGGGUGUACGAAGGAUGCGGGAACGAGAGAAGAAACUACGGCAGGCGCGCUUGGAGACUGUAGCGGUCGAGCCCGCUGCCGUCCGGCGGACAGCGCGGCCGGGGCGGAAGGGCGUCAGCACCGCGACCAUCUCGCUGCGGCAGUCCCCGCCGCGGGAAACACGCGUCGUGGGGUUCAGGAACACCCCGGAGGCGGUGGCCACGCGGAAGGUGCGUCUGCUGCCCCCGCCGCCGGCCGUGCGCUCGUUUGCGACGACGCUCCCCGCAUCCGUGUCCGCAUCGAAACACGCUGAGAUCCGAGAGCACUUUGAGCAGGGCUGGAUCGAGGGUCUCUCCCAGAUCGUGCAGAUUCGCGCGCGGCUGUUUCAGUCGUACAGGCUCGGAUCCACGAUCAUGCGCUUUGACGAUGAGGAUCUGGAGAACGACUCGGAGGAAGGGCUGAGCGGUCUUGUGGAGGUCACGGACUGGGAGGACGAGCUGGACAUCAAGGCACCUGUGCUGUGUUUUGCUGGGCCCGUCAAGUCGGAUGCGCAUCCAGAGGGUUGUGCGCACUCCUUUGCCUGGGCGGCCUGGGACGAUUAAUCAUUGAUCUGAAGUGGCACGAAAUCCUAAACGCCCCAAAUCCGCAUGAGAUCACUCAGAGGGGUUGCCCCCACAGGAUGCGUAAAAAGCCAAGCAGCUGCGGACAACAAGAGUCGGAAUCUAGAUCAGCAGCGGGUGCCGACUGCUUCCGCGCCCCCGCGGGAGCCGUGGCCUGGAUCGCUCUCCUCAGCCCGUGCUCCCGCCUGCUCCACCAACAGCCCCAACAGCUUCUCCAUCCCCGCUAGCCGCUUGCUCUCCCCAUCCCCAUCGGGCCCUCCAAUUCCCGAAACUAGCAGCGACACGGGACUCGAGGCUGUGCUGCUCCUCGUCCGCGCUAUUGACCGCCGGCUGGCACCUUACCAAGUCGUGAUGGUGCGGGUUGUGGCCGUACCAGUUGAUGCCCUUUUCCGUCGACUCAGAUGACGUGUAGAUUGUACGCUUCAGAUGCUUAGAUAGAGGGUUAGCACGCUUGCCUUAGCAGUUGACACAGAGCCAACAUGGUUGGCACACAUCUCGUCUGCACGACCUGCAUCGCGGGACAGAGUCCACCACCAGCUCGGCGCACCUGGACUACGAGCCAAGGACGCGCUCAAGACAGCGCGCGGGCUGAGCGGGUAGUUCGGCACCUUAGCUGCACCGCGAGUCCUGUUGGCUCGUGCAUGUACUGGAACUGGCGACCCUUUCAGUGUGAGAUCGGGUCCAGGCUUCGUACGGGAGAGUCGCUCAACUAGUCCGUACGCGAAAGUCGUGAACUUGUGUUGUGUGCGUCGGCCUUCUGUUGUUUGAAGGUUGCUUGCUGCAGUGCGCUUCCGUGCCAGGCUGCUGCUAGCAGACCCACAGCCAGGCCGCGACGUUCAAGUAAAUCCACGCGAUCCCGCACAGCGAUUGCCGCCCGGUUCAGCGUGUCGGCGACAUCGCACAGCUCGUCAGUCAGCAUGAAUGAUCCUGCUCUGGCAGAUCCGCAGGAUCUCAAAAUAUCGCUGCAGAAUCAGGUAGAUCAGCGGCAGGAGAAACUACAUUUUCGAUGCGGCCCUGUCCUAGAACGAAUUCAGCGGCCGGCGUCCCUCGCAAUCAGGCAUCCAGCAACGCACUAGCGACGAGGUGAAGCGUAUUCAGCGCAUCGAUAACGAAGUGGACAGCCGCCUCCAUGUGCCCCGGAUCCUCGCUUGUUUGGGCGCAACGCACGACUCAAAUCGCUCCUGCAACCCCUCAUUGACGAACGAAACGGGGGAUUUCAUCGCAUCUUCGUUGGGCGCUAAUUCUGGGGCUCCCAUAAAACUUCAACAUUGCAGAAAAGCAUCGGGAAGGAUCGCAGUAUCAAGGAUAUGUUCAACAGUGCGGAUGUCGCUAUGUUUCGCGGUAGUGCAGCAUAUUAAUGAUGGGAACACGGAGAUUGCCGGUAUUUGAUAUUGCUGGCGUAUAGCAGCUUGGAAUUUCGAACACUGGAGCGGGGCUACGUCGAAUCUAUUUGGGCAUCGAAUCGCAAGUACGGAGGAGAAUAUGUGUAAAAGUAGCCUCACGUGACUACAAUAAAGCACGCUGUUGAGAAAACUCGAUCAUUCCAAGUACUGAUGCAAAUUGCAAGUGCGAAGGAGAUCGAGAUCCUGUCGCGCGCGACGCCCGUGGUAGACCGCAGCGUACAGCCAUGGCAUUCCGAAUAUGACUGCACGGCGCGUCAACGGCUCAGAGAUAAUGCGCGUGCCGCCGACACCUCCAAAGCCUAAGUGCCCUGCGAUUGCAUCCGGUGCGAUGCGACGACAUUGAAACGCGACGACGAGGUGGUGUUGAGACAGAAGUUUAGUCAUGCAUAUGCCGGGAGACUAGUGAUGCGCAGGGCUCGUUUUUCGACGGUCACGGGACCCACGCGAUACGAUAACCACGGCAGUCAGCGGAUCGCACUCUCCGGCAGUCGCGACAAUAUCUU